Molecule: messenger RNA, 201 nt
Organism: Magnusiomyces paraingens
Lineage: Eukaryota; Fungi; Ascomycota; Dipodascomycetes; Dipodascales; Dipodascaceae
Exons: 4
Coding region: 1-201 (66 amino acids)
Biological process (GO): mitochondrial electron transport, ubiquinol to cytochrome c
Source: RefSeq, a predicted model, not a curated record
AUGGCUAACUUCGGCACCCUCGUUUACAACACCUUUUUCAGACGCAACUCUAUCUUUGUCGGCACUGUUUUCGGUGCUGCAUUCUUUUUCGAUGUUGGCUACAGCAAAGCUGUCGAUGCUUACUUUGACAAGAUCAAUGCUGGCAAACAAUGGAAGGACAUUAGACAUAAGUAUGUCGAGGAGGAGGGCGACGAUGAGUAA